AUGGCUUCCAACGUUUCAUCACUAUCUUCUUCAACUAUCGUUGGUGAGUGCAUUGGUAUAGAGAGCUGCCUUGAUCUUAAGAACGAAGAUGAUAUAUUCACAUCCUCAUCAAAUAAAGAAGAGACUAAUUAUGAGAGUUGUAGUCAACGUUUUCAUCGCGAAAAGAGAGAGCAACGGUGGGUUAAGAAAAAGGAGUUUCCACCACCAAUACCAUUGUUGGCUCGUACGGAGAAUUUGUCUUCCCAUAUGCCUUGGGUUUUAAAGAGGUACUAUACAAGUGAUGGAAGACUGAUACUUAGAGAAGAGAAGUUUCGGCCCCUCUUUUCUUCUGGUGAUGAGAGACGUCAUGUCAUUGAGAAUGAUAUUGAUCAGUGCUAUGAUAAUGAAGAUGAUGGUGAAGAAGAGCAAGUACUCGAGCAAGAACAUGAAGAAGAUGAUGGUGAAAAUAUAGAGUUGGAGGAGGAGGAGGCGGAGGAGGAGGCUGUGCAUGAUGAUCAAAGAGUUCCUUCUAUGGAAAGUUCUGAGAGUGCAGGCAAAUGCUUGAACUACAACAGUGUGAGAACAAGCUCCACUUGUAUAUUUGGGGUGCCAGUACCAGCUAUAAGGCCAGUUCAUACAUAA
Molecule: messenger RNA, 621 nt
Organism: Populus euphratica (Euphrates poplar)
Lineage: Eukaryota; Viridiplantae; Streptophyta; Magnoliopsida; Malpighiales; Salicaceae
Product: protein FANTASTIC FOUR 1-like
Exons: 3
Coding region: 1-621 (206 amino acids)
Source: RefSeq, a predicted model, not a curated record